Molecule: messenger RNA, 4210 nt
Organism: Didymodactylos carnosus
Lineage: Eukaryota; Metazoa; Rotifera; Eurotatoria; Philodinida; Philodinidae
Source: the annotation of a GenBank genome assembly
CCCGUAAACCUUACCGUAUUUGCUCACACUAAAACGGGGUCUUAAACUCUGAAAAUACGUCCGUAUACGGCUCUAUUUUAAUGAUGUUACGGUCCGUGUUCCUGCGUCUAGUAGACGGUCCGUAACGAAUAUCCGUUUUGGUCGCCCUGGGCAGUGCCGAGAAAAUUUUUUUUUGUAGGGUACACUUUCUGCGCUAGGAAUCUAAAAGUACAACUGAACUUUUUUGACAGUGAGUAUAACGUCAUAGAGGAUGCCUCAAAUUUACUUGGAUGAUACUGUCGUAUAAAAGUAGAGGGUGCUACUAUAUAUAACAGUUUCUAGUUAGCGACGUCGAAAUUUUAGUUUUGUUAAAGAAGCGCUCUAAAUGGAAUACACAUCUCUUCGACAGUUCAAAAUCAAGUGUCUCAUUACUUCAUAUAGAUUAUAACUUCUCCAUUUACGAUCAAAAGUGCUUUAUAUGUGGUCUAUUGGUUGCCAAUGUUAUUGAUCCACAGAAAGACAUAAUAUAACAAGAGAAGAGAAAGAAAGUAAUAUAGUAGUUUUUGUAAUGCUGUUCUUUCUUUUAUUCACUGACUUUUCUUCUUUUGUACAUCUCUGUACUAAAUCUUUAAUGAACUAAAUAUUUAAUUCCCGAUCUCUUUUCUGUAUUCUCAACCAUGUCUGAUCGACUUCAUCGAACAAGUGACUAAAUAAAAUGGAAUAUUAGGGAGUAGACAAACCAAAGCUAUUGCUCGUUAUGUAUUCAUUGUUUGUUAAAUCUUGAAAACAGAGAAAGGAAGUGAAUAGGUGAUUCAUCAGAUUUUGGAAAUACACUCGUGUUUUACCGAGCAGUGGAAUGAAUGCGACAUUUUCUACUUUGCUCUAAGAUACACUGGGAAUGUUUAUCCAGGGCCGCAAAUAGAAGUCGAACAUUAGGGGGGGGUGUAAAUCAAAAUUUCUCUGAGGUAGUGUGAAAUUGAUUAAAAAAAAGUGCGAGGAGUAAUGGAUAAAAUAACAGCAGCUUUUUCAAUUAUUCGGGGUGUGUGCAUCCUCCCACACCCUCCUGUUAUUUGUGUCUCUGUUUAUCAGGCAGUAUGCAAGAGAUACUGAAGCUACGGUCUACAAACUGGAUCUGUGUGUGUCGAGCGAAUUCGACUCUACAUGCUCUGAUGAUAUGAGUUGAACAAAGAAAAGAGUUUAUUGCCUUGUUUUUUCUAAAAAUUAAAAAAACAACAACAAAUAUCUGACGCAAUUACACGUUCUAUCCAAGACAACAAGUAUGCGUUCACAAAUAGUAUACGAUUUGGAACAGUCAUAGGUGUCUCUAGCAUAAUCACUUAUUAUAAGCCACUUAUUUUCUUGAAUAUUUGCUUUUUUUCGUGUAAGUCAUUCAAAUAUAAACUGAAUCAGCAGAAGAAACAAGAGAUCUACGUGUCAUUGUUCACGUUCGUAAUUGUUCCAUAGGUUUUUAUACAUAUCAGUAAGAAAGUUUUUGUUUUUUCAAGUAUUAAUACGAUUAUAGUUUUUUUGCAACAACAAUAUUCAGAAAGAUGCACAAUUAUGGAAAAAAACGAGCUGAAAUUUGGUCACUGAAUGAGCUCAGAAAAGUUUGAGUGAAAGGCAUUCAUUUAACUAAAAGAAAAUUUUUUUUGUUUUCUUAACGUUAAUUUUGUUCAUUUUCCAGAUGGAGACAUCACACGAGGUUACGAAACAAGUAAUAACUACUACUAAUAUAACAUCGUCUACACCUUCAGUGACUGCCCAAAAAUCGUCGCAUAGGAAAAAUUCAUCCGCUUCACAUUCCUCUUCGUCGCAGACAAGUACAUUAUUAUCACCAGCUGGAAUAGCAUCGUUAAUCAGUUUCGUCGUGUUAACAUGUGCUUACAUAUCUGGUUUCAUGUCACGUCUGUUCUCUGUGAUCCGUUUUGAAUCGAUAAUUCAUGAAUUUGAUCCAUGGUUCAAUUAUCGUGCUACCCAUUAUAUGGUUGAAAAUGGUUUUUAUAAUUUUUUAAAUUGGUUUGAUGAUCGAGCGUGGUAUCCUUUGGGAAGAAUUGUUGGUGGAACUGUCUAUCCGGGUCUUAUGGUUACAAGUGGUGUGAUACAUUGGUUAUUACAUAUGAUUAAUAUCCCAAUACAUAUUCGAGAAAUAUGUGUAUUUUUAGCACCAUUUUUUAGUGGACUCACAGCAUUAGCCACAUAUUUAUUAACAAAAGAACUAUGGUCAAAAUCAGCGGGAUUGUUUGCUGCUGCUUUUAUUGCUGUUGCACCAGGUUAUAGUUCACGAUCGGUAGCCGGUUCAUAUGAUAACGAAGGUAUAGCCAUAUUUGCUCUCAUGUUUACCUAUUUUUUGUGGAUUAAAUCAGUGAAAACCGGCAGCAUCUUUUGGUCAUGUUGUACAGCAUUAUCAUAUUUUUAUAUGGUCUCUGCAUGGGGUGGUUAUGUAUUUAUCAUCAAUCUGAUACCCGUACAUGCAUUUGUGCUAAUUGUUCUCAAACGUUAUUCAUUACGUUUAUACGUUUCAUAUUCAAUAUUUUUCAUUAUUGGUCUCAUUUUAUCUAUGCAAAUACCAUUCGUAGGAUUUCAGCCUGUUCGCACAUCAGAACAUAUGUUAGCUGCUGGUGUUUUUGCUUUGAUACAAGCCUAUGGUUGCAUUGAUUAUCUGUAUACAAAAAUACCUCGUGCAAAUGAUUUAAAACAACUGUUUUUCGGUCUUAUUCUAGCCGUUGGUGCACUGGUACUUUUCGUUGUUGUUAUCUUAACAUAUACAGGGUAUAUCGCACCAUGGAGUGGCCGAUUUUAUUCAUUAUGGGAUACAAAUUAUGCUAAAAUACACAUUCCAAUUAUAGCCAGUGUUAGUGAACAUCAACCAACGACAUGGACAUCAUUUUUUUUCGAUUUACAUUUAUUGAUAUGCUUAUUUCCUGUUGGAGCGUGGUUUUGUAUUAAAGAAUUAAACGAUGAACGAGUAUUUAUCGUUCUCUAUGCCGUAUUUGCAUCCUAUUUUGCCGGUGUCAUGAUUCGUUUAAUGUUAACACUAACGCCUUGUGUCUGUGUGCUAGCUGCUAUUGCAUUAUCAAAAACAUUAGAUUAUUAUGCGGAUACGGAUUCUCGAGAGAAUAAUACUUCAGCUGCGGCAUCAGCUGAUGAUGUUGAUGAUACAGUUGAUAAUGAUGAGGAUGAUAAUAGUGAAACAACAAGCCGCCAAUUAUAUGAUAAAGCGGGAAAAGCAAAAUCACUAUCGACUACAAGCGGGACGACAACUGGUAGUAGAUCUCGUCAACAAUUGACAACAACGAGUGCAACUGCAACAGACGCUAAUGAAGAUCCUGAUAUUAUCAGUUCUAAUAUAAAAACGAUCGUUGUUAUAUGUAUAGCAAUGAUGUUAAUGUUAUUUGCUGUUCAUUGUACAUGGGUAACAUCAAAUGCUUAUUCAUCACCUUCAAUCGUGUUGGCAAGUUAUAAUCAAGAUGGCUCAAGAUAUAUUAUAGAUGAUUUUCGUGAAGCCUACUAUUGGUUACGUAAAAAUACUCCCGAUCGUUCUCGUGUAAUGUCUUGGUGGGAUUAUGGCUAUCAAAUAGCUGGUAUGGGCAAUCGGACAACGUUAGUUGAUAAUAAUACAUGGAAUAAUAGUCACAUUGCGUUGGUUGGCAAAGCAAUGUCAUCUAAUGAAACGGAGGCGUAUAAAAUUAUGCAAAUGUUAGAUGUCGAUUAUAUUUUGGUCAUAUUUGGUGGUGUGAUCGGUUAUUCCGGAGAUGAUAUUAAUAAAUUUUUGUGGAUGGUACGAAUUGCUGAAGGUGAACAUCCAAAAGAUAUUCGGGAGCAAGAUUAUUUUACUGAAAAUGGUGAAUUUCGUGUGGAUUCAGCCGGUUCACCAGUAUUAUUAAAUUGUCUAAUGUAUAAAUUAUGUUAUUACCGUUUUGGUGAAUUACAAUCGGAUUUUCGAACACCACCUGGCUUUGAUCGUACACGUAAUGUUGAAAUUGGAAAUAAAAAUUUUGAUUUAGAAUAUGUUGAUGAAGCAUACACUACUGAACAUUGGAUUGUACGCAUUUAUAAAGUUAAAAAAUUAAAAAAUCGUUUACAAGCUAAAAAUGCAUUAAGACAAGUAUUACGACGAAAAUCGAUAUAUUCACAAAAAAGUAGUAAAUCGACCCAACGUAAACAAGGUGUUAUUUUAAAUAAACCACAAGUGAAAAAAGGACAAUUAAAAUCGAAAUCAAUUAGAAAAUAA